GUCCGAGAAAAGAUGGUGUGAGAUGUUCAAACCUCAUCUCUUACAUCACACUCACUCCAUCUGCCCAUCUAAACAGAAAAUGAUUAGGAAAAAAUAGCUGAUUUUAAAAUCGUGUAUUUGAAUGAGUUCACUGGUUUGUUUUACCGAAUUACGCUUUUGAAGUAGCCUACAAAUCAAAUUUAUAUAUAUUUUUAAACUUUUCAAAUGACAUUAUGGACCUACUCUACUCGCCGAUUCGACAAAUAGUCUCCUGUUACUUGGGAUAAACUACCUGGAGGACAAGCGUUACACCUUUGGGAAGUGGAAUCGAGGCCCUUCACAAGCAGUGGAUAAGAAUGAACCCCGUGAAUAUGAACAGUUUGAACGUGUCCUUCUCUGGAAACCAGCACGCGAAUCAGUACGCCGUGUAUGAGUCUCCGCUGUACAAGGACUACAGACCUCCAGCCAGAGAUCUCAUCCAGCUGCCCAGAGCCUUGCUCUACCUGCUGAUGGCCGCCGUGGUGGUGGUCGCCGUCGCUUAUGCCAUUGUGGGACAUUUAAUUAAAGACCUCGCGCAUGACAUCUUGGACUGGGCUUUGGGUCCAGACGAGGAGAUCUUAAAGGCCAACAGUGAGGCAGGUGAUGAUGGUUCCACGCACAUGCCAGCAGUCCUCACACACUCCCACCCCAACGCCUUUCAUGUUUGGGAUCAGGACGAUGUGGUCAUCCCCCUCUCUCCGGCGGACAGCCCUCAAACCAGCCCCCUUUUGGCUGCCAUCCCUUUUAUUCCUCACUUCUUCCCCUCUCCUGCUUCUCACAGUGUGCUGAAUAGCCCCGCACUGCCUCAAAUACAUCCGGAGGAUAACAAGAGCCCAACCAAGACACCACAAGAUACCUACGUCUUCCCUUCACCCAAAAUUAAAGGACAUAGUUCCACUUUCUCACACAUGUCAUUCCAUGAGAGGAGAGAUGGGACUGAUAAAGUCUGAAACAACGAACAAUGGCUCACACUAGAGUGUGGACUUCUUAAAGGAAAAGUUCACCAUAAAAUGAACAUUUGCCGAAAAAGAGAUUUACUCUCAGGACAUACAAGAUGUAAAUACGUUUGUUUCUUCAUCAGAAUAGUUUUGGAGAAAUGUUGUAUUAUAUCACUUGCUCACCAGUGGAUCCUCUGCAGUGAAUGGGUGCCGUCAGAAUGAGAGUCCAAUCAGCUGAUAAAAACGUCACAAAAAUCUACACCAAACGAAGUGGAAAAUGCAUGUUUGCAAUAAGCAAAUCCAUUAUUAAGAUACUUUUAUAAUGAAUUAAUUCAUUUUCUUUAAUAAUUAAUUUUCUCUUGUAAAAAUGUUGUCUCGUCUGAAUGAGGAGUGAAAUAUGAACAUAUCAAGAACUGUUCACAAGCGAAAACACUAAAAACUCCAAGAGUACUAAACAAAUAUGUUGGUGGAUUUUAAUGCGAGAGGUCAAGAGAAUGGACUUUUUCCAAUGUUUAUUUAUUAUGGACUUCAUAAUUAUGGAAUUUUUACGGCCAGAAGUGACGAUUAAAAGUUAACAUUCCUUCAUGGAUAUGUUUCUUACAAACACGCAGUUUUCACUUCACAAUAUGUUAAUUGUUGGGCUGGAAUCAUACUGUGGAUUAUUGUGAUGGUUUUAUGUAUUUGAUGUAUUUAUUGUGAUCUCAUUCUGAUGGCACCCAUUCCCUGCAGAGCAUCCAUUGGUGAGCAAGUGAUGGAAUGCUAAAUUUAUCCAAACCCUGUUCAGACAAUGAAACAAACUUGUAUUCAUCUUGGAUGGCUUGAGGUUGAAAACAUUUUCAUUUUUGGGUGAACUAUUUCUUUACGUUUAAAUCCCUCCCUUUAAAUAGAUCAAAUUAACUAAGAAACUUUAGGCUUCUUUGAUCAAUGCCCAGUGCCGGUGUUGUCUGUAUUUACCACAGUACUCUAAACUUUUCUAUUUGACAGCAAAAGCUGGGCCUCAACCUGUGGACCAUACGAGGAUGAGUGGCCUGUCCUUAAAAUAAGUGCUGCUGACCCUAAAUGACCUCAAUAAGCAGAGAGCCAUGUCAGUCCAAGCCGCAUUACUUUGGCGUAUUACAAAGUGAGAGACUGCACAAUCACGUCUGCAGGAUUGUGCCAAUUCAGGAGCAGCCUUCCUCCUGAAGCCAAAAUAAUCCUCAGAAAAGAUCAACGCAGGAUAAGCAGCAUAUAUAUAUAUACACACACAUCAAAUGUUUUCCUUUUCUCUUUAUUUUCUUUUUUCUUUUUGACGUUUAUGGUGUUGCACAGAAUUAAUACUGAACUUGUGGCUAAUUUUGUAAGGAAGUUUAACUGGAUUGGAUUUAGAAUCCACAGUUAUUGUGAAGGUUUAUUAACCAGUGGCUCUAUUAAAAAAAAAAAGUAAAAAUUGCAUUUAUUGUAUGUGUGUUCAGGCUCCAAAAGUAACACUUUUAAACACCAAAUAAGUAAAAAUGGGUUAGACAUUUUAAUAUAUUAAUAUUUUAAAAAUAUCUUUAAUAAAAUGAAACAAAUGGCUUCAUGGUCAGUAAUUUAUUUUAUAUAUUGAAUUCAUUUCAGUCUUAAAAAUAAAGGUUCUUUAUUGGCUUCCAUGGUUCAAUGGAAACUUUCCAUUGCACAAAAGGUUGUUUAGAGUGGAAAAUAGGUUAUUUAAAUUUAAUGUUCUUCACAUUAAAAUUAAAACUGUUUUUUUUUUUUUUUUUAGAAUUGCAAAAUGUAAAUUUUGGACCCUGGGCGUGUGUGUGUCUUUGUUUACACACUGUCUUUCUUCUGUUUCAGUUGUGUUAAAGGUGUGCUGAAUGUGAUGUUAAGUAUUGCACCAUUACAGGAUCAGCUUAAAUGACUAGCUUGUUAAGAGCAAGAAUUAAAGAGUUUAGUAAGGAUGUUAUCAGAUUAGACUCCUCUUUUUGCCCUGUGAGUUAAACCUGAGAGAAAACCAGUGACAGAUAUGGCAAUGACAUCCACUUAUAUUUUAUCUAUCUAGUGUUGGACCUUUUAACAUUUUGUUGUCUAUGAUAUGGAUAUUUUUCCUCUUGAAGUAUUAAAGUUAUUUUAUACAUA
Messenger RNA from Carassius gibelio (silver crucian carp), 3053 nucleotides. RefSeq lists its product as uncharacterized. NCBI's taxonomy places the organism in Eukaryota, Metazoa, Chordata, Actinopteri, Cypriniformes, Cyprinidae. The coding region runs from base 336 to 968 and encodes 210 amino acids. The transcript is spliced from 2 exons. The record is from RefSeq and is a predicted model, not a curated record.